Messenger RNA from Coregonus sp. 'balchen', 4084 nucleotides. NCBI's taxonomy places the organism in Eukaryota, Metazoa, Chordata, Actinopteri, Salmoniformes, Salmonidae. The record is from the annotation of a GenBank genome assembly.
AUGGAGGUGCGCCAGCUCCCAUCCACACAGGCCCUGGAAGCCAAGCUGUCCCGCAUGUCGUUCCCCGCCGCCAAGGACCAGGAGUCCAUGCUCCGCACAGUGAGCAAGCUCACAGUCACCGAUGUGGCCAAGAUCAGCUUCUUCUUCUGCUUUGUGGUGAGUUACAUCCUGUGAGGGAACUUGUUUUGUUAGUGUCUGUAGACUUAUUUACUUGGUAGAUUCUCAAACUUCUGUAUACUAGCUGGGCACCUCCGUAUUAAGUUGGAGGAAGAAAAGUCAAUAUCUUAAAUACAUCUUUGGAGUAUCUACAUUUGGGAUUUGGUUCAAAUGCAUAAGGCAAUAUAGGCUUUUUUAUGUCUGUCAACUUAAUCUAAGUAGUUGAAUUUGUCACAUUACUGUUAACUGUCAGUAGUAGGUGAGUUAACUACAAAGUUUGUUAUUAUCAUUGAUGAGUUAUUGCUGGUAGUACUACUAAUUUUGCUGCAGUGUGUUUGCUGUAGAAUACCCCUAGGUUCGUUCCAUAUCAUUUCAGCAAGUCAUGACACCCACCAUCUCAGAUUGUUCUGAAAUCAGUUAUGUAGUUAGAAACAGAUAGGAUUAGCAUUCCUGCAACAUUAUUUUGUUGAAAUAUAAUUGGAUCUCUAAAUUACACUGAACAAAAAUAUAAACGCAACAUAAAGUGUUGGUCCUCAGAUAAUUUUUUACUUUUUUUCUGCUCAUUGUGGUACACACAGUGACAUAAAACAGGAGAAUGAUUCCUUUUCUCUAUUCAAACUGCUUGAAUUAGUGAUUUUUAUAUUGCAUGCACCUUUAACUCACCACAGGUGAGUUCAAUUCCAAAGUAAAGGAGAAUCACCUGCAUCAAACUACUUCUAGAAGGUGCCAAUAAUAUUGUCCGGGCCAUUUUAGGAUUUCUUUGUGGAAUAAGCUAAGAUUUUGUAAAUUAUUCAAUUUUGGGGGGUUUUGUUCAACUGCAAACCAAAGACAUACAUAUGUGGAUACCAAAAUAUAUGUUAAUUUCAACAGUUUUCUGGAAGAAAUUGUGCAUUAUUUGAAAAAAGUCAUGGUUUUGGGGUUUGCCCUUCAUGAAUAGUGUACAUUUGUGUAAAAUAAUACAUUAUGCAUGCAGAAUCCUGAACUCUUUUAUCUUACACACUUUGCGCUUGUAAACAAAUCUUUGUAUCGUAACUCAUUUCGCACAUGAGCAUUGACACAGAACUGAGGGAAGAUUACAGACACGAGUAAUAGGGCAAUCUACCAUAUUUGGUACACAUCAGAAGUGUGUCAUGCUGACACGUCUCCCCCUCCUACUUCUCUCCCUCACAGUUGUUCCUAGCCAACCUCUCCUACCAAGAGGCCCUGUCAGAGACUCAGGUUGCUAUAGUGAACGUUCUGUCCUCCACUUCAGGUUAGUCCGUACACUAAAUGUGGCGUCACAGCUAAUUCUACAUGUAGGAUCAUGGAUGUUCCUUUGUAAUAACAUUGUUGCAAAGAAAUGUUACGAUGUUAGAAAACUACAGCAUGUGUAUUUCAACAUGUCACCUUGAACAGGUUGAACACUGUUGGUAUUCUCGCUGGUAUUUGUCCUCCUCACCAGGUCUCUUCACCCUCAUCCUGGCGGCCAUAUUUCCCAGUAACAGCAGUGACCGCUUUACUCUGUCCAAGCUUUUAGCUGUGGCUCUGAGGUAAGCCAUGACAUCAGCUGAAUUAUUGUAGUUACUCUGGGUUCUUACUAUUAUCUGUGGUUACACUGUUUGUCUGGUCUCUUUCCCCAUAGCGUGGGAGGAGUGCCUCUGGUCAGUUUUUCCAGCAUGGACAGCCCCGAUGGGAAGGGCACUACAGGUAACCAUGGAGAUAAAAGUACUCCAGAUAAACAUCCUUCCUCAAAACCGUUUAGUUUUUGUUUGGCUUUUUUCCUACCUCCUGUUACUUUCCUAUCCCACUUCAUAUUGUAUUUAUUUCUAUUGUACUGUACUUGAUUUACUAUUGUCUUUGUGUCCUAGAAAUGUGCUAUAUAAAUACAAUGUAUUAUUUAAGCAUUAAAUCAACUCUUGAAGUGCAAGCCAUGCCACGAUGUCACGUUUGCUUGCAUUGUAGAAAAAAAAACCGUUUGGAGUGUAACCAUGAGUUGUAACUCGUGAUACAGGGAUGUAUUAGCGUAAGACAACAAAACAAUGAAGUCGUGUUGGUUCAGUCUCCCUGUGGUCGUUGGCCGGGGCUGCGCUGUACGCAGUCUACAUCGUCAUGAUCAAGAGGACGGUGGGUGGGGAGGACAAGCACGACAUCGCUAUGUUCUUUGGUAAGUAGAUCAUAGUUAGGUCCUUAUUUUAUUUUAUUUUUUUUUGUCAUUUAGCAGACGCUCUUAUCCAGAGCGACUUACAGGAGCAAUUAGGGUUAAGUGCCUUGCUCAAGGGCACACCGACAGAUUUUUCACCUAGAGUCAGGUGUGGCAGCUUGGUCUGUUGCUGAUUUUCAGAUGCUUUUUUUUCUUCACUGAUAUAACUCCGUAUAAUGAUCCUGAAUUGAUUGUGUAUACAGUCAUUCUAUUAAAUGAAAGGUUUGUAAUAUAUAACAUUUUCACCUGCAAAUAGCGCUAAAUGUCAAUAACAAAUAAGUAGUAAUAAAGUAGUCAUUUUCUCUUAUUUGUGUCUCUUAGGGUUCGUGGGGUUGUUCAACCUGCUCCUCCUGUGGCCAGGCUUCGUUGUGCUUCACUACACAGGCUUUGAGGCCUUUGAGCUGCCCAGCAAGCUAGUGUGGACCUACGUCCUCAUCAACGGCCUCAUCGGCACUGUGCUCUCCGAGUUCCUCUGGCUCUGGUGCGUCUCGGUUGAUGAAUGGAUUGAUUGGUUUGAUUGAUUGAUUGAACGACCACAUAAUAUGUUUACUACUCCUUGUACACUCUUGUACACACACUGUGCAGAAACACGUAUCUUGAAUCCGAACUUGAUAUCUGUGCGCUUAACUUGGACUUGCACGUAAAUCAUGCAUUGAUGUCAAUGGGAGAUUUGCACCAAAAUGCUAGUUACCCGCACAUAUCUCGGGUUAAGAUUCGGCCCUAUGUCUAUAGCAGUGGUCACCAACCUUUUCUGUGUCAAGAUCACUUUCGCAGUUAAAAAGCAAGCCGAGAUAUACUGCUCAUAGUAAAAAAAUGUAAUGUUACCCAAAUAAAAACAGUUCUGUAGUAAUGAGGUUUGUGCAGUAGGCUUUUUUAUUUUUAAAACAAGGUCAAAUCAUGACGUCAGUGAUCUUCAGGUCGGAAAGUCUAAGCUCUAGAAAGAUUUGGAAUUCCGAGUUGGAUGACGGUUCACAAUGAAGUUGGAGAUUUCAAAGUUCCCAGUUGUUUUGAACACAGCAUUAAUCUCAGCGGAGGGGGGGUAGAGCGCAGCAGAGUGUCCCUGCUCUCUCCUUCCUUUCCUCCGGUGAGACUGACAAGAGAGAGGGGACACAGUCUUCCACCUGAUGGUGAAACUCAAGUCACACCGCAUCUGCCUCAUGCACAAAUUAAUGUUGUUCCUAUGACCAGAGAAAGUGAAAUAUUCCUCGAUAUUAACAGACACGACGCGCUGCUAAUAAUAUUUUAAAAACGCAGGCCUAUCGAUACGCUUGGCUACUCAUUGCAGCUGCAGUGCGAGUGAAAGUAUGGAGAAGCACGUUAUGUAAUGACGUUGAUAAAAACAGUGUUGACGGUGCUGAAUAAAAACUUAGACAUGAACUCACUCAUAAAAACAGCAGCUCUUUGCUGUAUUCUUUGACAGUCUUUCUCUGGUCGUGGGUUUAAAAGUGAUUAAAUCGUACGUAGGCUAGUAUCGAAUUUUGGUCGUGGAAGCUGCAGGCACAGUGAUUUGUUGGUGACCACUGGGCUAUAGUGUGAUAUGCAGAGUUAUGCCGAGUGAUAACCAUUUUAUUUAUUGCCUAAGAGGGGCAUUUUUGCAUUUGAUUUAAUUGUAGCGUUGUUGCCUGUGUUCUAUAUAAUGUUGUGUGUACUCUCCAUAGGGGCUGCUUCCUCACAUCCUCCCUCAUAGGCACUCUGGCCCUCAGCCUCACCAUCCCACUGUCCAUCACAGCAGACAUAUGCAGAAGGUAA